CAAGUAAAAAGACGGGAAAUCAAGCAGAAUGAAAAUCUAAAGUUUAGAUUCUAUGCUCGCAAUUAAAGCCAUACGAUGUGUUAUGGACCUCUUGGUAUUCGGAAGAAACAUAGAAAGUACAAACUUUCGAUAUAAAAACUCUCUCGGUUUAGAGAAAAGAGAGAGCUAUUUGGAUCAUUGCUUGUAAGCUAAUACUUAUCUAUGAAGAUUGUAGGUGCGUGUAGAGCUUAAAGAACGUGGAAACACACAAUUAGAGAGUUGUUAAGAAGCAUGUGAUGUUGUAAUUCACGCUCGCAAUAGCCCAAUGAAUCCCCCCACGCGUCUCUCUUGCGCACACACCUUCACCAUUGUGUUCUUCCCAUUGCUCACCCCAUAAACUUCAGUCCCCAACACGUGGCACUCAUCUGCGUUUUUAAACCCAAAGUUAUUUAUUCCCUUUUUGCCAUUUGGAUGAUCUAUCAUUUUUUUUUGGAUAAAAUUAUAAAUAGACUCAGCUUGUCCUUGUUUAUUAGUACUAUACUCUAAUGAUGGAACACACUGAAAAACAAUAAAAACAAACAAUCAUUAAAAUGUCAGGAAACAAAAAAAAUUAGAAAAUAAGCUUGUACUGAAAGGUACUAAUAUAAUAUACCUGAAAUUAACAUUUUCUUUUGUUGUUUUCUAGGUUCUAUUCAGGUCUAGAGACAAAAAAAAAAAAACUCUCUGAUUAAUCAUGUAAUUUGGCUUAUUUUUAUAAAAUUUUAAACAUAAUUUCAUGAUUUGUUUCUCCUAAACCCUCUCCAAACCCAAUAAACCGAAGCAAAAACACAAGAGCGAGAGAAGUAGUAACGCAUUAGUUUUCGGCCACCUCCUCCAUUGAAGCGAAGCUCCGAGAGAGAGAGAGAGAGAGAGAUUGUAGUGUGGUGCAUCGUUACAAAACAUAACCAAACCCGUACACGAAAAAAAGACACAGACUUUUUGUUUUUGUUUUUGUUUUUUUGUCUCUUUCCAUGGUAAUGACAGAACUCAACUUCCUCCCAACAAUCUCCGAUCGCUUCACCACGACGUCACCGUCACCGUCCUUCUCCUCACAUUCCCUUCUUCCCUUCACCCAUCGACGAACACGACAAAGUAACCACAGACCUGUCUCCGUACGCAUGGAGCAGUCACGACCGAGAAACCGAAAAGACAAGAUCGUCGUCAUCUUAGGAGCAACCGGCGCCGGAAAGUCACGUCUUUCAGUCGAUCUCGCCACUCGUUUCCCUUCAGAGAUCAUAAACUCCGACAAAAUCCAAGUCUACGAAGGACUGGAGAUCACCACCAACCAGAUUACCUUCCCGGACCGUCGCGGCGUUCCUCACCACCUCCUCGGUUACCUCCCCUCCGAAGACGGCGAACUCACCGCCGGAGAUUUUCGUGCAGACGCUUCAAACGCCGUUUCCGACAUAAUCUCCCGUAAAAAGCUUCCGAUCAUCGCCGGCGGAUCCAACUCCUUCGUCCACGCGCUCCUCGCCGAGAGAUUCGACCCAAAGAUCGAUCCUUUCGCGUCUUCUUCAAUAUGUCGGGAUUUGCGUUACGACAGCUGUUUCGUCUGGGUGGAUGUGUCGGAACCUGUGCUGUUCGAGUAUCUUCUGAAACGGGUCGACGAGAUGAUGGGUUCGGGCAUGUUCGAGGAGCUGUCCGGGUUUUACGACCCGGUGAAAGCGAGUAGGGCCCGGUUUGGGAUCCGGAAAGCCAUAGGCGUACCGGAGUUCGACGGUUACUUCAAAAUGUACCCACCGGAGAAGGAGGUAAAGUGGGAUUCAGGGAGGAGAACGGCGUACGAUAAGGCGGUGGAGGAUAUCAAGGAGAACACGUUGAGGUUAGCGAGGAGGCAAGUAUGGAAGAUAGAGAGGCUGAGAGAAGCAGGUUGGGAUAUUAAGAGAGUCGACGCAACGGCGUCGUUUAGAGCUGUUAUGAUGAGUUCGAGUUCGUCGCGGGAGUGGAGAGAGAUUUGGGAGGAGCAAGUUUUGGAGCCAAGCGUAAAGAUUGUGAAUCGGCUGUUGGUGGAAGAUUAGGUUAUUUCCCAGCCAUUUUCCAGCUCAUUUUUUUUUUGCUUUUCAUAUCAUUAAAAGGGUUCGUUGAGAGAUUAUUUUUCGAAAAAAGGCACAUUUUUUUGUUGGGUUAUCUACAAACAUGUAAUACAUAUGAUCUCCGCCA
This is a messenger RNA of Brassica napus (rape), 2178 nucleotides long. Its product is annotated as adenylate isopentenyltransferase 1, chloroplastic. Gene Ontology annotation, cellular component: mitochondrion. The transcript has a single exon. Bases 990 to 2036 code for a protein of 348 amino acids. Gene Ontology annotation, biological process: cytokinin biosynthetic process; tRNA modification. NCBI's taxonomy places the organism in Eukaryota, Viridiplantae, Streptophyta, Magnoliopsida, Brassicales, Brassicaceae. Gene Ontology annotation, molecular function: tRNA dimethylallyltransferase activity; AMP dimethylallyltransferase activity. The record is from RefSeq and is a predicted model, not a curated record.